GUAAAUUUUCAAAAAAUUGUUUUGUUGAAGAAGCGGUUUAUAAAUAUCAAUCUUACAAUCGAUUUUGACAUGAAAUAUCAUCACUUGCCGUUUAAUAAUCCAAGCUGAAAUGCUGUAGAAAAGGUGAGGAUUGUAAAACAUGUUUGAAAACCAGUAUUGUUGUAAAAUCGACGUCAAGAUUGUCACUUCAAAUUUUUCAUUCCAGACGUUUAUUCAAAAUCUUUGAGCUCUCGAACAUGGACGUCGCAACAAAGACACCCAAGGAAUGGCUGCAAUUUAUCACAAAUGAACGACAAACAUACAGUGGACCAAAUAAAUACAAAUAUUGGAUGCAGCUGUACAGACGGGCGGCAGAUUCCAUUCCGGCUAACGAAUUUGCUCACAAUAAUAACGCAUACGCUAAAAUAAUGGUGGAUUUUGCGAAGCUACAGGCGUAAGUUUACCGUAUAUCAUUUUAUAUUUAUUUUCUUUGAGAAUCUAGAAUGCAAACAGAAGGGGUGUUAAAGUAAAAUAUUCCUUUUUAAACGGUAUUUUUUUAGGAAUACAAAAUUUUAUCUAAAUUAGCCUGUGCCUUUAAUACAUUUUAUAACCUGAGUCUGAGAUCAGGCUCUAUUUUACAAAUAUAAUCUGACACAAACCUUUAUAAUCCAAUAGCUUUCUACCACAGCAAAGUUUAUAUUUAGUAUCCAAUCAAAAUGUUGCAAGAGAAAUUUAAAUUUCAAACAACGACAACAACAAUCUAAUUAUAGUUGUGAUCACUAUAAAAUAUAUCAUCAACAAUAGUAUAAUCUAAUACACCCUUCCGGGAAGUACGUCACUUUGGCUAUAGAGCCUCAUUUUCAUGUGUCUGACAUCAGUUAAAGGCCACGUCUCAAUCACGGAAGCGUGUAUUAGCACCAACCAAUCAAAUGACAGAUUAAAAAAUCUUUUGUCUCACAGACUGAUUAGAUUUACAACUGAUUAAUACUGUUGUAUUGUUGGUUUGUAUCACUAAUCAGGCCUAUUUAUUAAUUGGCCUGAUCGCAGGUUACCUUACAUGUAGCUUGGACGUUUUCAGACCUGCCAACCCUUGAGUAGCAGAAAUAGUGAGUUGCUAUCUAAAAAGUUGUGAGAUUGACUUAAAAAUCGUGAGAUUAAUAAUCGUGAGAAAAAUCGUUGAGAGAAAUUUUCAGGUUUGCUCAUUAAUAUCACAUAUGACCAGGGUUAAGUUUAACAACACUGGAAAAUAAUGAAUAGAUAUUCAAUCUUAGGAUAGUAUGCAUUUAUAUUUUGUUCAUAUAACUGUAAUGCAAGGCUUAUUAAAAAUAGACUGUUUUUUAUUUAUGGCUUCAGGCGUAAAAAAAGUACCUGUGGUUCCGGUUUCAUAUCGCGAAAAAAUUAGGGUUGGGAGGUCGGAAAUAAUUUUUUUUUUAAAUAUUUUUUUCAUGGUUUUUUCAAUAAUUAGUGUGACAACAGACGCCAUUUUGGCAGCAGCCCGCAACCACCCAGAGAAAAUAGGGUUGCACAGUCAAUCGUAUUGAGAAAAUAAUAGGGUCGGCAGAAAAAAUAGGGUUGGUCAGGAACCGGAACCACAGGUAUUUUUUUACGCCUCAGUGGCUUCCAGUAUGUGUCAAGUUUCACAAAAUAAUAGCAUUAGAUAUUUCUUUUUUCCACGGGUGUUUGGCAUCACUUGUGGUAUUAGCAGAGAUUUUGCCGAAAAUCGUGAGAUUUGGGGACUUAAUCGUGAGAUCGUGACAAAGCAUAAAAAAUUGUGAGACUUGGCAGGUCUGCGUUUUGAAAUAUGGGGGGGGGAUGAAGCAUUGUUUCUCUGUGUGUUUACAUGAGAAACAAUGCUUCAUCCCCCCCCAUAUUUAUUAUCAAUGGUGCCCAAAAUUAUGGGUCAUGCCCCUCAACAGAUAUAGGUGUGGUUUAUCACAGACAGUUGCAUGACAUAAGAGACAUGUACUAUUUAGUCUAGCUACCUGAAAAAUAUAAACAGUUGUUUGCUGUUUUGAGUGAAGGUCAUUGCCUAUGAACAGAGUGCUUCUAGAUAUAAGUUCCCUCAGGGACUUUCCUAAAGAAGUACCUUUGCUGAGUUUGCUCAAAACAUUGAAGUUCUACACAUCAUUUGGUUUUGUAGUCUGUGGUGUAAAAUUUCCCAAUCCUUAAAUUUGCUGUACUAUUUGCCAGUAGAAUUUGCUAAUCUUUAAUUAAGCUGUUACCUUACUUAGCCUGUAAAAGCUGGUGUUUGAGAUGGCCGCAAAUUUGUGUGUAUAUUUUAAAGCUAAAUGAUAUGAAAUAUAGAAUAUAUGCGGGUCAAAAUCUACUAGCAAGUUUUAAUAGGUGAAUGCUCUCUCAAAAAGUUUGAAAUUGUUUAAACUCCUAAGAGCUUGGAAAUGUGUACUAUUUGCUUGCAUUUUUGCUUCUAAAUCCUAUAGGCCACCAGCCUAAAUUCACAACAUGAUGUAGUCUAUUUACUGUUUGUAUCUUUUCAAAUUGUGAUUUUUUAGGUAUUUUUGCAUGUAUAAUAAAUACCAUUUGAUAUGAUUUGAUUAAUAAAUACCAUGAUACCAUUUUUUCUGUGUUGGUGUUGUGUACUCAGGUGAAUAUGAUAUUUGUGAUGUUACUCUGAGUGUAUAUAUAAUCCACACCGGGCAAGCUUGAAAAAUAUGCCCGGCCACGGUGGGAAUCGAACCUACGACCUUUGGAAUACUAGACCAUGAUACCAUUUGAUGCUUACUAGUUUAGCACUUCUAUAAUUAUGAAAUUCAUGCAGACUCACUGUUGGUGGGGCGUUUGUAAAUUUCCAAAAAUAAUUUAAAAAUUAAUUUUGUGCAAUAUAUCAAAUGUCAUAGAAUAUUUUUGGUUCUGUGUGGUAUCGUUGCAGUCAAUUGUUAAACUGCAUAUGAUGUCAGUAAAAUGUUAUGAUAUAAUUGAUACCAAAUUCCUUUUCAAAAAAAUUACUGACCUUAGAUUACAGUUUACUGAGUGUUCUGUCAAUUGACUAAUUUACCGACUGGUUCAUUGAAAAGUGUCUGGCUGGCUUAACAACACCCACACCCUGCAUUCAAGGGAAUUAUGCAUGCAAGCGACCAUUAAAAAUUGGUUGUAUCAUUUGGCUGAGGUGCAUCACCAGUAAGGAUCAGUUUGUAUGAAGGCUGGAUAGUGGGCCGAGUGCUUGAAACCACAAUAGAAAAACAUGGAUGUGGAUAUGAUAUUAAUAAAAGGAAACUGGAAUUUUUAUAUACUAUAUUUAGUUUAAGUUAUAAACCGAGAACAUGGGAUAUAAGUUAUAUUGUUUGGGUAACCUAUAUAUAUAUAGUUAGUUAGAAAAUUUUUAACAUUACAUGUCCCAAACUAGCCUGGUUAACAGGGCUGAAGUCCUAAACUCUAAGCUAUAUUUACAGAUUGUUUACAUGAUGCAUUUAGGGCUUCCUCGCAGGGGUGGAAAAAAUAAUUUUCUUCCUGCGAGCAUAGUAAGAAGAUUAUAAAUUUCCUGCAGACUGCAGUGUGUAGAUUAUGACCAUGUCAAAUAUAUAUAGCGCUAUAAAUUGUAGCUACCUGUAUAAUGCACACAUGAUUGGUGAUUAUGGUUUUAACUAAGGAAUGAUCAUUCUUUGCACUUUUUGCAGUUGGCACAUACAUAUCUAACAACAAGUGGCGCAUACAAGUCGGCAACAGUUGUUUUAUUUUGUGGGCAGGCUCACAGCAAACGCAUGUUAUCACUUAUCAUUUAUCCAGAAAAAGUUACAAAAUUAUUGAAAUAAACUAAAAAGAGUAAUAUUUUUGUGGUGUAUAUAGAAUCUAUUUACAAAGUCGAAGUGAACUACUGUAAUAACUCACAUAAUACUGAGUAGGCUAGCUUAAAUCAUGCAAUUGCAUCAACAGUUCGACUGCUUAAUGCUUGUACGUUUAACCAAAUAGAAACUUUACAUAGCACAGUGACGUAGAUAUUUGCUUAACAUGCACCCUAUUGUGUAACGAAGGGCAAUCUCGAUUCUUGUGAGAUGAUUCUGUUUAUAACUUUGCUGUUAUAAAGUUUGCUCUGCUCUCCUUUUCGUGUUGCAAAAUGCCAUUUUCCAUGCCUGAAAUACUUUGACAAGGCUGAAGAUAAGAUGCGAUCAGCACCACCAAGCUCUGGGCCGUUGCAGGCAAUCCACAGCUCAUUGUUCACAGCUUCCUCGGACAUACUUCUUAGUUUACUGUUGUGCGUAUUGUAGCGCGAAAUAACUGAUUCAGCAAUAGACUCAACAGUCAUUUUGAUUGCUGCAACAACUAUUGCUUCAACUACCAUCUCACAACCGACAUAUAGUUCACCGCCACUGGUCAGGAAUUUUUUUAUUAAAUCCUUGCUAUCCAUCUUUUGCAACUCUGGUAUUGCUAUUGCUUCUGUUUUUGAUGCUAGUCUUCGUACGAAAAUCUUGUAUUGUCGGACUCUUGGUUAUUCACAACGCGGACGUUUCGCGAGAUUUUCUUGGCGAUUCGAACAAACUUGUCGGCAUUAAGAACACCUAAUAAAAUAUGUCCUUUCUCUCGAAUCUGCAUGGCUAAGGAUUUCAGAUCAGUCAAAAAUCUUGUACUUUCAACCAUUUCCAAGGCAUCUUCGCUAUAAACGUCUUCCCUGAAACCUUUCACAAGUUGGGUUGUCAAGUCAGCGAGUUUCCUUUCCGCGGCAAUGACGGGGCUUGUGGUGGCAUUAUUUGCUUCUUGUUGCCGGGCUCUCCUCGUGUUAUGAACAUGCUGUUCUUCGUGAUCCUCUAUAAUCUGAGUGCCAACAAACUGGCCGUUAAGAAUGCCUGGUUUGUUCUUGUGAUAAUGUGGCCAGAAGCAUUUGUCCUUCCCGCAGUUGUUGUGAUCAGAAAAGGCACUUGACCAUUUUCUUCAUUUUCUCCAUGUGACCUGUAAACUUGUCAAAUCGCUGAAAUGGUAGUAGGUUCACUUUUUGAACUUCUGAGACCAAGACCCCAUACUGUUCAUAGAUAUCCGCCAAUCCAGAAAGAAGCAGACAAAAACACUUGUUCUGGAUUUUCACUUGAUACUGCUCCGCUUGCUGGGCCUUCUCUCUUUCGCUCGUAUCACCGUCAUGCAUCUCAAAUUUCGUAUUCUCCAGGCAGGCAAUGAUGGCUGAUAGAUCAUCUAAAAAGUUUCCAUAGACCUUCCGUACAGAAUUAGCAAACCUCGUUUCACAAAAGAACUGUGGAUUCUGUAUAGCUAAUUUCAAACGAUCACAUGCUUCAACUAACUCCUCGUAGCCUUUCCCCCAGUUCAACAAUUUGAAAAUAGAGGAAACAGUGUUGGUGGUGUUGGAAAGCCACUGGAACUGUCAACAAGGCCAUAGCAAUGAAGAACGUCCCAGUCAUAGUACGUAUCUGAAUAGUCAAUCUCAUAAUGUGCGUUGAUAUAUUCUGGAACGCCAAUAUGAAAAUACUGACCAUCAAAUCCACCACCUUCAAACCGUCCAGCAACAAUAUAGUUUUGAAGAACAUUUGUUAUUGAUGCAGCAACGUCCUUCCCAGUGUGUUUCUUUACAAUUGGAUGGUCAAGAUAGAUGUACUGUAUCAACUCUGCGGCAUCAGGUACAAUCGUAACCAAAAGAACUACCUGUCUUGUACGAUGCUUCUUUGUAUCCUUGCCAGCAAUAACUUUAACAGGAGGAAGAAAACCAGUCUGUACAAGAGGUGUACAUAAGAAUUUUUUAACACGUGCCUUCGUCUCAUCUGCGAUGAAUGGCAAAAUUUGAGCAGGGAACUUACGUUGAUGUUACCCAUAUCACAGCCAUUGUGACUUUCUAAAGUAACAAGCUGUUCGUACUCACUGUACGGCUUAGCAGUCUUAUAAAGUAAAUAGCUUGUACGGGCACAUCUCAUGCCAACUUUCCUGUCUCUUGAUUCAAACUCUUGUAUUUCCAGUCUCAACAUCUGUAAUCUCUUUUUGUCUCUCGAGGUGGGUUGGAGUUUGAAGGUGGUCAAACAAAUGAGUUUUCAAAUUCCGAAACUGUCUUGACAUUUUUUCAUCGCUCUCAAAUGCUUUUUGCGAAUCGUUACUACAUAAAUACGCCGGUUCUUCCGAGAAAAUUUACUUCUCUUGGUUCAUUGGGUGGAUUACAUAUGGAACAUAUAACAACUCCUUCGAUGUCGUCAUACUCAAACUCUGGAAGCUGAAUUAAAUAAAAAAGCGAUCUAAAAGUAAAAGUAAAAAUAAAGUUUAAACUUGAGAAAACAUUGGAAAGUAUAUAUCUACUGUAAAAUAAUUCACAUAACUGAUAUAAGUCCGUACGUAUACAAUUAAUGCAUGGGCACAGGAAACAACUUCAAGUUAGAGAGUUCCCCAUUGACAUUGUUUAAACUUUAGCGCGGAACUUUGAAUUAGAAACGUUGGGGAGUGGAUGUACCUCCAAUAGUCCUAUGCCCCGGUUCCUAUAGCUAUGUCACUGCUUAUUUGAUUUAGGGAAAAUCUCACCUUGCUGACUUUCUUUCUGUAACUGUAGGAAGCUCAGACUCCACAGCCACCGUUUCCGGUAAGGGUGUGAUGGACAAGCAGGACAUGCGAUUUUCUAAGUUCUUUACAGUUGUCAGUAUUUCGUCAAGCUUAGAUGCAACUGCGAAAUUGUCCUCUCCGGAGGCGCUGAGCGUUACUUUCGCGGUACUUUCGUCGGCUGUAUUUUCAAAACCAGGCGGUGUUGAACCAGAUGAUAUUGACAUUGACAAGUCGGCCGUUUUAGCAGUUUUGAACAGAGGCUCUUCGUCUACAUCACCGUGGCCACGUUUCCGUUUGACAUUGUUAUCUUUGACUUUAUUCCCAAAUAGUUCUAUAAGCGACUUCUGUCCAAGUACUCUUACUUCUGUAGAGUUAUGGGCAUUUUUCAUGUGGUCUUUUAAAUUUUGAAAUAGCAUCUCUUUUCGACAUAUGUGACAUCUUUCACGUUUGCUUUUACUCCGAAACAGUUUUUUAGAUUGGUUCGUAACAUUUUCUAUGCGUCUAUCUGUGCUUUCCAACCGUAACACCUGUUGUUGAUCACCCUAUUCGCAAGCUUGCAACUCAUUUGAGUCAUUUCCACGACAAUCUUCAGUUAUUUCACCGUCUGAACUUACUUGCUUGCUUCACUGUCUUCGAUACAAUCAGUGAUAUGACUGAUAUUCUCCAUGUUGUUUUUAGAACUUUCACGCAAGUCAACGCAAGUUUUUAAAGUUUGUUUACUGCAUCUAGACAAUAAUGUCUCAUUGUCUAGAUUAUAGCGCUUGACAGGUUCUAUUUUUAGUAGUUCCACAAUUAGAACUAGACGUCCAGACCAGUGAUUGGGGAAGCCAAUUAGAGUCAAAAUACAAAAACCUUCCCACUUCCGCUUCUGUAAAUUGUUUUAUAUUUCUGUAAUUUGUUCUAUUUUUCUGUAGCGAUUACUGCUUUAUCGGCAAAUAUCCCUUUCUUUCCUUUAUAUACGUCAAUUUGUAGCAAAGGAUACACCUUUCGUUAGAUUCUUUGCAUAAUCUAAAUUUCGCAACCUUUAUGCAAAGAAUCUAACGAAAGGUGUAUCCAUUGCUACAAAUUGACGUAUCACGUAUAUAAACGAAGGAAAGCGAAAUUCUACCGGACCCUAUCGCGAUAUUUGCCGAUAAAGUGGUAAUCGCGACAGAAAAAUAGAACAAAUUACAGAAAUACAAAACAAAGUUACAGAAGUGGAAGUGGGAAGGUUUUUGUAUUUUGACUGCAAAACGUAAAAACUCUUCAAGUGCUCCAGACAAACGUUGAAGUUUCGCAUGAACAUUAAACAUCUUUUGCAACAUUGUUGAGGCGAGAGAUACAAGAUACGAGAUCCGUAGGCGUAGCUGAAAAAUUAAAGCUAUCAGCCAAAAAUCUGUUAAAGCUAUCUGCCAGCGAAUUUCUAAAGGCAAAUCAAGCUCCUAAUGAGACGCGUGUGAUGGGUCUUUCUUCAAAAAUUCAAAUUACAAAUCUUACAACACGUAGCCCGAGUAAAAAUUUCCUGCGACUGGUGAAAACUUUCCUGCGAGCGCCGCUCGCGUGCUCGCCUAUUUUUUCCACCCCUGCUUCCUCGUACAGUGGUGGUCCAGCGAGGUUUUUAGGGGGGGGGGUCAGUGUGACCAGAUUUGGUAAUUUAAAUUACUUUUGGUAAUAUUUCGCGAUUUUUCUGACUUUUUUGGUAAUUGAAAAUUUUUGGUAAUUUUUUUAGUAAUUUCUCUUAAAGUUAGUAAUAUUUUGGUUAUCUCAUGAAAUUCAACCAAAUACACCAUAAUGACACAACCUGUUAUUCAAAAAUUCAAUGAGAACAGUUGCAUGUCCAUGCUUGCAAAGCUGUACAUCCAAAUUGCAAGCUUCUGGCCCAAGCUGUCCAGCUGAAUCGAGGGAAUCCUGCUGAUCACCACUCACCCUAUGCUGAUUGUGGGCUAGGGACCUGGGCCCCGGGCCCAAUCAUUGCAGCGUCAUAUUUGCAUUUUGCACAAUUGCAACCAAAAAGUACAAGUGAGAAAGAAAAACAUGGAAAAAACAUAGUUUCAGUGAUGGAAAGAGUUUUACUGAUUUUGUUUUUGCUGAGAUGUUUUAUUGAUUUUCAGAACACUUAGCUUUGGUUGCAGCAGAAAUUUAGUAAUUUUUUCUACGUUUUGGUAAUUUUUUGCAUGCUUAUUUAGUAAUUGCCUUGCAAAAUAUCUGGUCACACUGGGGGGGGGGGGUGUUCCGGGCGAGCAGCCAAACACAUCGAACCCAGCCCUGUCCAGUCUUGGUUACAAAUUAUAGAUAUGUCGAAUAAAUAUUAUUUAAUUAAUAAUUACAUAAAAUGUAAAUCCCAGAUUCUCUUGAUACUGUGAUUCAAGAGAAAAUGGAAUUUUUUCCACAUCCGAUAUUUGAUUGCUUUUCUAAUUUUUAUUUUCAUUAUCAACUUGUAGUACUUAUAAUGUUAGAUGUUUCCAGCAAAAUGAUCAAAGUAUCAAACUAGAUUAAUUAUUAAUAUUGGACUUAUUAAGUGUUUUGAACUACUGUAGUGAGCACUGUGCCUUUAAGAUAUACUGACAGUGUAUAUAAACGUUUAAGAUACAAAUUUAAUUUUUAUGCAACCCCCCCCCCCCCUUGCAUCUCUGUCCCUUGCAUCUCUGUUGCCCUUGUCACGCUUGUGCACCCUCCUGUGGAUCCACCACUGACCUCUUAUAUAGAUUGGUGUUGGCUGCUGUAAUUAAUUUGGGAUUGAUUCAAACAAGUUUCUUUUAUUCUAACUUGUACUUUUUUAAAAUACAAUUGCUUCACAGUCUGAAACGUGGUGAUGACGAUGGCACCAUGCAUAUGGGGAAAAGAUGGCGCCAAUAGUGCACCUCUCAUAUCUUCGAAACGAGUUUGGUGACCUCAACUUUUUUCUGGUUUCACUAUGAACAUAUCAUACACUUCACAGUUCACCCCCUGGAAUUAAAUUUCAGCAAAUUCUCGUUUCCAGAACAGUUGCUGAACCUCAAUUAUUUUUAUCAUUUCAUUCCGUUAAGAACUUCUGAAAUUAUAUAAUAACUUAUUUUGAAGAUUUUCGUCUGCUCACUUUGUUUCUGCUUAAGCCUUGGGCAAACUAGGAAACAUUGUUGCGGAAACAUUGUGAUCCCCCAUGUUUCCUCAAGUGUUUCUGUGUUUGCCCACCCGUGUAAACAUCGUUGCAGAAACACAAUUUGCUUCCCGAGAAGCAGAAAUGUUUCCUCUCAGAUUGAAAACCAUUUCAUGUUUCCCAAUUGCGAUUUUUGUUGCGGAAACAUUGUUUCCGCAACGAAACAUUGGCAGGAAACAAUGUUUCCGCAGUUUGCCCAGGACUUUACUUUCAUUGCUCCCCGCGCCCUACUUAAUUAUUUUGCUCUGUCUAAUGCCAGGAGCUCAAUGGCUAAUAGUAAUACAUAUGGCGCUCAAUAAUAAGUCCUUAGCUGCAGUGCUGCAAAAGUUAGUUAUUUUUGGAACUAGUUACAGCUACAGUGCUUGUAAAAGGAACUAGUUACCGGUAAAAGUUACACUUUAUAAAUUGUGGUAAGUUAUCAGUCUUAGAUUAAUUUAACGCAGCAGUAUUAAUUUAGUUUGAUACUUUGAUUGAAUAAAGCAAAUUCUUAAUUUUGCUGGCAUUACAAGUACUGUAUUUGAUAAUAUAUAGCAUUACAAGUACUGUAUUUGAUAAUGAAAAUAAAUAGAGAUUACUUCAUGGUUGAUGAGCGUGUACGAUUUUUAUGCACGAGUUGCGAAAAAUUCCUAUAAACGAACGAGUGAGCGCAGCGAACGAGUGAGUUUAUAGGAAUUUUUCGCAACGAGUGCAUAAUAAAAAUCGUACAAGCGAAUCAACCAUGAAGUAAUUUGUUUAUUACCUCCGCCAGGAGGUUAUGUAAUCAUCUGGGUUUGUGUGUGUGUGUGUGUGUGUAUGUCUGUGAGCACGAUAACUCAAGAAAUACCAAACAUAUCCGUACGAAAUUUUUUGAAUGCAUUUCCCAUCGGCUAGGGAAGAACUGAUUAAAAUUUGGUUGAAUUUGGUUAAAAAUUGAACGAGAAAUGAACAAAAUUUUGUCUUGCUUUUCCCGGUCAAUUAACAAAAAAUAUUACUGAAUGCGUAAUUAAGACGUGUAUAAUUUAUGCACUCAGUGCUAAGACAAUAAUGAGAUGAGAAACCUCAUUAAGCUUCGGCCUUCAUUAUCUAUUGUCUUAGUUGCAUUUCACGCGACCGAAAUUCAAUGUCUAAGGGCCUGUUCAUAUGAUCCCGCUUACCGGGACGUCCCGCUUACCGAUGAUCUCGCCGCCUAUCUAUUUUCCUAUAAAAUUUUGCAUUGUGUUCAUAUGAGAAAGCGAGCUGGCCCGCUUGCCGAGAUCUCGUUUGAAUUUGCCGAGAUCAUAGGUAGGCGGGAUGAAAAUUUUUCCAUAUGAACACGCCAGCCCGCUUACCGGGAUGAAGUCAAACAAGCCUUGCCGGUUUAAUUUAACACUUUUUACUUGGUUUUAUGUUUGUUUUGUAAACAAGUAUUAAAUAUGCACCUGAAGCAAUACUUUUUCUUGUAAAUAAACGAAGAAAAACACUAAAAUCGCUAAGUAUUUGUGUUGCUUGACUGAAAUGUAGAAGUUUUGCAUACGCUAAUUAUAGAACUACAAUGUAAUUUCAUCUCGGCAAGCGGGACGAAAUACUCCAUAUGAACGCACGGAAAUAUUUGUCUCGGUAAGCGAGACGUCCCGGUAAGCGGGAUCAUAUGAACAGGCUUACGGAGUUACGAUUAUUACGUUCAGCAAAGUGCCAGUCCAUUCAAAUUCUAACAACAUUAGAUUACUUCAAUACAGGGUGUAUAAAAAGAACGCAACCUCGGAAUUUCCCAAGAAAUCGACAUUGUUUUAAAGACAAAAGAUUUUAGCUGCCUGGGAAUUUAAAAUAGCACAACUGUGAAAAUUACUGCGCGCGCGAGUGCAUAAAGCAAAAUUUAUGCAUUUAUUUAAUGACACUUAAUAAGUUUUUAUUUUACAAGUACUGUACAGUACAACAACAGUAAUAUGUUCUAUUAGCAAUUCGAUUUCAAUUCGCGGGGGCCUGAAAUCUUUUAUGCUUAAGAAUUGUAAAGUGGAUUUCUUAGGAAAUUCCAAGGUUGCCUUUCACUUCCGAGUAACGGGCGGAGGUAUGCAGUCUCUGAGUGCCCUCUAGUUAUAUGAGUUAUUAUAUAUUAGAGUGAAAUUUAAGUGCUGAACGAUAGACACAAUUCAAACCAAACGUUUCAAACAUAUAUAAUAUGCAUCAAAAAGUAAAACAAUAGCUACAACAACUGAAUUAUUUCGCUUUAAAAUCGUAAUUAUUCAAUGAAAUUGUCAUUGCAAUGUUACAAAGCUCAAAAACUUGAAAACAAUUACUGUAUUUUGAGUAAAAUUUAAACGUAAACAAUAUAUGAAUUACCGUCACGUUACCGUGUUCGAACGGACAUCUAAAAAAACUGAUUGUUGUUUUCUUGUACGCCAGUGGCGCGGCGGGAAAAGUAAAUACGAAAUUUUUCACUAGUGACAAAUUCCGUACGUGCAAUGAGAAGGCUAAUACGGCGUUCUUCACUAGUGGCGAAUGUCGUAUGUCCAAUGAGAUCCUCAGAAAUUUUAGGCAUAUGGUUUUUAUUCGACAACUUUAUCGCGUAUAAAAUUCAAUACUCAUAUAAUAAAAAUCAAAUAUUCAAAUGUGAAAGAAAUUCCAUUUUCUUUCACACAAUCACAGUAUCAAGAGGAUCUGCAUGGGAUGCAUAUUGUAUAUAAUUAUUAAAUUAUAUUUAUUCAAUCACAACAUACUGUAAAUUGUGUAACCGAGAAACUAGAAUGCACUUUCGUGACAGUACGCUGCUAGCCAGCGCUGGGUUCGGUGUGCUUGGUCGCCCAGCACCCCCUCCCCCAAAAAGCCAUGCUGGAUGGUGGGAGGGGAGGUGUGGGGAGGUACCGGUACGCACCUCCCCCGGGAAUUGUUUUGCACCUCCCCUUGGGGGAGUUUCAAUGAUAGAUCAUAGUGAAAAUUUGACAUUUUUUGGUUGCUUUGGGUCUACAUUUCGUAAGAAUGUUUUUCUGUAAAACUGAAACAGUGAUAGCCAUUCAUCUGUGUAUCAAGUACCCUUUUAAUGCAAUGUAUUGUAAUGUUUGUAAUGUUUUGUAGUAAUUGUAAUGAAGGGCAAAAUUGGAUGAGUUGGACACAGUCAGUCAUAAUUCAUUAAUACACUGGAUACAUAUGUAUAGACAACAUGAAUAUGUCACGUCGUUGACUUUGGUCCGUUCUAAGCCCUAACUUUUCAUGGGGGUCGCGAGCUAAACCACUGCACCUCCCCUAAAUUUUUUUCUACCUCCCCCACUAUUUCCACCAAAAUCCGGCCUUUACACAUUUACCGUUAACUUGUUUAAAGUUACAUCUGCAGGUUUUAAUAAGUAAAAUACUGUGAAGGAUAGGAUAUAACCCAACUGCAAGCUGGAAAAUAGGAGGGGGAUUAUUGUACAGUCAAACUGUUUAGCGACCACAUUAAUUUAAGAUAAUAAGUACUAGUUAAAACAUGAGCAGCCGAUCUUUAUCUGAUAUACAAACUCGAGCCGAAGGCGAGAGUUUGUACAUUAGAUAAAGAUCGGAUGCGAAUGUAUAAAAAUUAUCCAAAUAUCAAGUAUUUAUUGACCUCAUCUUGGAUGUACUAUUUAAAAAACUCGCAGGAGUGUUUUAUUAGGUUUAAAGCCACGAGCGCGCAGCGCGAGUGGCUUUAGACCUAAUAAAACACGACCUGCGAGUUUUUUAAAUGGCUUCAAAAACGUUUGCAUAAUAAGUCAAAUAUUUAUAUAAAAGUCUUUAUAUACAUGUAAAAAUCUUUAUAUAAAAAUCUUUAUAUAAAAUUCUUUAUAUAAAAAUCUUUAUAUAAAUUAAAAUCUUUAUAUAGUUUGCAUAACAAUUGUCUUUUGUCAAAGUGUUCUUUAGCUGGUAUAAAGACGUAUGCACGUGACUAAUUUCUUACUCAAGAUUGGAUAAUUGCUUCAUGAAUUAUUAAUGAGUUUUUGAAUGCUAAUUAAAAAUCUGCUAGAUUUUAGCAGAUCACGUGACCAGCGUCUACCAGGGUCUUUUCUGCCUUCGCCAAGAGGAAAAAGACCCAGGGUACGAGGUUGGCCGGUGCUCGGAAAAUCCAAAUAAACGUUAAACUAUUAAUAUUUUUAUGUGCAUGGUUUUAACUGCAGCAAAGCUCUGACGAUUAUUGUGCAUUCAUGAAAGCAUUGGUGGGUGUUAUUGGAGCAUGAAAUUUAAUGCAUGAAAAUUAAGCCAAACAAUAAGGGGGACAGAAUAUAUUAGCAACCAAAAUUUGCACCUCCAGUAUUUGUAAAUGACAGGCCACUGAGUAAAUAGUAAAUUCUACCGCGAACAACUUGGCCACACUAUUUCGAAGAAAGUUUUAAUUGUUUCUUUAGCCGCACAUCGGAAGAUGAUGCCAGAACUAUAUUUCAAGCAGCCAGGAGCAAUGUGAAACACUGUUCUCUAAUUUAUGUUGCCUGGGCCCAAUUUGAACUACUUAACAGUAAGUGAAAUGCUAUAUGAUAUAAAAUAAUUCUUACCUAAAAAUGUUAUGCUAAAUAUGCCAUGCUACAUUCGUAUUCAUAUAGCUAGUAGUCUAAUUGGAUAGGUUUAGAUUUGACUUCCACUACCGCUGCCAUUAACCAGUCAGAUACAUUUAAUCUAUCCGAUUAAACAACCAAAUGUGUACUGAGCAAGGAGAGGUGGUGACAUUAUGGAAGUCAAGUUUGUACCUCUCUAGGCGUAAAAAAAAUAACCUGUGGUUCCGGUUUCAUAUCGUGAAAAAAUUAGGGUCGGUAGGUCGGAAAUUAAUUUUUUUUUUGAAUAUUUUUUUCAUGGUUUUGGCGGUUUUUUGCUGGGCGAUUUGCAGUAGAGUCCCGACAUCAAUGUUAACUAGAAAUGCGUAUUUCCUAUGGACGAAUUUAGGCAUUUUGGUUCAAUAAUUAGUGUGACAACAGACGCCAUUUUGGCAAGCUGUAUGAGCAGCCCGCAACCACCUGGAGAAAAUAGGGUCGCACGGUCAAUCACGUUGAAAAAUUAAUAGGGUCGGCAGAAAAAAAUAGGGUCGGUCGGGAACCGGAACCACAGGUAUUUUUUUUUACGCCCUAUUACCCUGAAACAGAUGCGUUUUCUGCCCUUAAUGAAAUAAAUAUAGUGUCAUAUUCAACCCAGAAUUCCGAGAUCUAUAUCGCAGCUUUUUAUUGAUUUCAAGAAAAAAUCGCUAUCCGGCCUUCGUACAACACUAUUUUCAUUUGUGUUUUAUGCAGCAUGAAUGAUUAAAGUCCUACGCAAGAAUUUUUUAUGAUUGAAUUGCAAAGUUCAUUUAAAAUCAUAAUGUAACUUAUUUUCUAAAACUAUGUCAAGAUUUUCGACUUUGUUUGAUAUGACUUUUGUUUGAUAUGACGUCACACUGCAUAAUGAGUUUUUAGAAAGACAAUGUUUCCUGGCCAAACAUGUGAUAAUUCCACUGACAUUGAAAGUUAUAUUUCUUAUAUACAGAACUGUCAUAAAGCUAUCAUUUUGUAUGCAAAUUUGAGUGACAAUUUUAUCAAGCUAAAAAACAGUCUUCUGUAAAAUACAUUAUGCAGUGUGACGUCAUUUAAGUCAUAUUUGCAUGCCAAACAAUGUUCAAUAUCUUAAUAUACAGGAAAGAUAAAAAAGUUUUAGAAAAAAAGUUACUUUAUGAUUUCAAAUGAACUUUGCAAUUCAAUCAUAAAAAAUUCUUGCAAUUCACUUUAAUGCCAAUAUUAGAAAUUAACUUUCAGCCGAAAGUUGGCCGGCCGUCUAUUAAUGUUCUGCAUUUUUUGUUUGGCAGAUAAUCGAAAGAAAUGUAUAAAGUUAUUGGAGAAGGGCAAACAGUUUUGUGCCAAGCCUGGAUAUCUCCUGGACAUAGCAUUGGAGAACUUUAAGAGCGGAAAUGACCAAUUGAUUGACGAUGAAACUGAAGAGUAUACAUUCACUGAACUCAUCAACACGAAUGUGUGUAAAACAGAGGAUUUGACUGAUCGUCUUGUUAAAACCAAACAACGGACGUCUGACUCGUCAAGUGAGAGUACCUCUUCAUCUAUUGGAGCGUUUUCUCCAGACAGCGCGCAUCUAACUGAAUCUUCUGAGGAAAGUGAUGAUGUCAUUUUCCUGAAAAAUGUAAAACCUUUAAGGUCAACAAAUCUGUCUUCCAUAGAUGAAGGCCAACCUGCCUGUAUAUCACCGAAAGAGGAUGUUGAACAAAAUAUUACAUCGGUUAGCACAACUACAUCUUAUGGUAAGGUUUGAUAUAUACAGUACAGACUGAUCUUGAAGGAUAUAGGAAAAAUGUAGCAAGAAAUACUACCAGAAAAAUAUAACAAGAAGUACUUCGGCGUUUCCAGCGAUCCCAUGAACGUAUCUGCACACUUGUACCCCAAACAUUCGAUAUACUAAUAGGUGGAAAUAUGUUGUUGCAAGGUAGCAACAAUCGACUGCACUCGCAAUAUUUAUUACAGCAAAAUCUUACAUUACAUUAUUAUUCAGCUCACUCUCCAUUGAGACUAUUCAGUGACCGAUUACAUCAAGUAUUACGCUUACAUGUACUUAUGUUACUUACUUACACGCGUAAAAACGCUCAGGUUGAUGCAAUACUGGUGAAAACAGGAUUGAACAAUGUUUUAAUUGCUGCCCACAUUGUUCAUAGCUGUCAACAAAAUUGAACAAUACUGUUACACCCGAUUCAGGCUCAACAACAUUGUUCAAUAUUGUUGACAAGUGUGAACAACGUGGGCAGCAAAGUAUUGUUCAGUCCUGUUGAGCAACGGACUCGGCGUUUUUUGCCGUGUAGCCUACACGGCUAAAAACGCACAGGUUGUUCCAAGUUGAUAUCGACAGGCGUGAACAAUGUGCGGCCAACUAUGAACAAGUUGUCAAACAUGUUGUUCCAAGUUGUUACAGUUGUAACAAUGCUGUAACAACAUGUUGACAAUACAGUUCAUAGUGGGCCGCACAACCUUGUUCACGCCUGUUGAUUUUACGAAAGCCACCGAACUGUGGAAUCGCAUCAAAAAUUCGUAUACCGGCCGCUCCCACAAACGUCUACGACCGCACCUACAUAGUUGUGUAUAUUUACAAUUCUAAUUUUGUACAGCCAAUCAGGUUCUUGGUAACAAUUACAAUUAAACGUCGAUUGGCUGUUUAAAAUUAGAAUUGUAAACAUGCAAAAAUAUGUAGGCGCGGCCGUAGACGUUUGUGGGAGUGGUCGAUAUACCAAUUUUUGAUGCGAUUCCACAGUUCGGUGACUUUCGUAAUAUCAACCUGGAACAUGUUGUCGAUUUUCUCAAUUUUUACGCGUGUAGACUACAGUACUUAUCUUUACAAUAAUUGUGAUUAAGCCGCUUGCCCUGACGACUGCACCACCGACGCCCCUAUUAUAUAUACAGUAUACUUGUAACUUUGACACUCUAAUGUCUUUUUAAAGGUAGAAAAAUAGGCCAGCCAAAUGCAACGACCUUCCAUAGUUCAUUCUUGAAUGAUAUUUUAAAAGAAAAACAGUUAAACUUAGCAACACUUUCCAAGCCGGCGGUAUCGAUUGAAGAAAAUGUUACCUGUGGAAAUAACCAUACAACAAUUAAACCUUCUUCCAAUGAAAUAACACCGCAACAGCUUACAACGCAAUGUUCCACUGAGGUGGAAUUUAAAGUUCCAAAUUUAAAGUGCUCAAAUGCAAAAAAUAUUUUCGAUACUACACCAUCUGAACCCAGAAAAGAGAACUUCGAGGAACCUGCUUUUCCUGUGUUCCGAAGCACAAGAAGUAAAGGUCAUUCAGCAAGCAGUAGUGAAAGUGGUGAUGAUAUUGAUGCACUUUCUUCUUUAAAGAAAUCAUUGUUAAAUAUUGGAAAUAAGACUGGUUUAAUGGAUUUUGCAACUCCGCGAAAUAAAAGUUCAGACCAGAUUCUGGCAACAACGACAGACAGUAAGUGUUUCAUAUUCAUUACAUUCAAUAACCCUUCCGAAAAGUACUCUUCCUUGGCUGUGGAGCCUCGUUUUCGUGAUCGAACUAUAGACCCAUUGCACUCACGUCACAAAUCCUUAGAGUGUCCUCCAGAUGCUCCCUAACAAUAUCUAUUCCGGUACAACAACCGCAUACAGCGCAAAAAUUGACCAUUUUAACACAAAGUUAUUAUAAAGUUUUACAAAAUUUGCUUUGUUUACAAAAGUUAAAUUAUGCAUAGAUUGCUAAUUUGUCCUCCAGAUGCAUCAUCACCGGCGCUGUGACGUCAUGUGCAAUGGGUCUAUUGACUUCAACAUUAUUGUUAUUAUUAUAAUAAUAUCCAUAUAAUAGGACGCGAAUUUGUGGUUGUAGUCAACUGGUACAGUGUUGGUUACAGCGCUUCACCGGAAUCGCAGGGCCACAGGUUCAGGCUUUUCCAUAACUAUAUACCCGUCUUUUCCAUAAUUAUCCGUAUUUUCCAUUAAUGCCCCCAUUAUGCCCGUCUUUUUUUACACAACCGCCACUGUUUUCCAUUACUACUCAUGUCGUGUGUCCGUCCCGCGUUUUCCAAUACGCAGGACCCCGUAAAAAACGGCUUUCUGAAAUUCUUAUUUUUCAAAAAUGCCCGUCCAUAGAUUGGACAUUUGAAUUGUCUCCCUGCAAAAUGCCAAUCUCAAUAUCAGAUAAAAAUAUAUUUCUUCCCCAAAUGUCUAUUUCUCUAUGUUUAUCGACUACUGUUAGAGCUGUGCAAACUUCAAAACUCCUGCUUCAAAACGGCAAGCAAAUUUUAAGGAAAUUUUCAUAUUUAAAUGUAGAAGCAGGCGAAAGUAUUUCAGUGUAUGUAAUUUCAGAAUUUAUUUUAUUACUUUUUGAGCUUUCUCCUUUACUUAUCAAAUAUACAUGUACAUGCUUCGGUGCUUGUUUAAACAAUGUUUUGUAGCAAGUAAAACCGCAUGGCAGCGUGGUAUUUUCGCCCAGAUUACAUCGGGGUCAGCGGAUUUUUGUAUCAAAAGCGAUAGCAAUAAACUUUAUAGCAGCUUCAAAUCAUUCCACUUAAUUUUUCCAUUACCAAAAGUUCAUUGAAAUAUGAAAUAAUUAUUCAUAAUUUUGUCUGCCGGAGUUUUCCGGCUACGGCAAAAUAAGCCGGAGCUUCGUUACUCCGGCGCACAGCUCUAACUAUUGUCGACCUUACACAUCAGAAAAAUCACCAUUGGUAUUUUAGCUGUCCCACUGUGCAUGUAAUCACUUUGGACCCAAAAGACUGGAAUUGUUGCGCUUAUCCGGGCUUUCGUCCGACAUUUAUUACCAUGCAUGUGUGUUAUUGAAAAUGUUCUAAGGUAAAUUGCCCAUGUACUACUUACUACAAGUAAUAUCCAACUUUUCGCUGACUUAAAAUAAGAUUGAAAGCACAAAUACUGCUGAAAUACAGUCCUGAAUUUGGGGGAUAUUCUUUGGCAGGGUCAUAUAACCGUCAUAACGAUUUAAAUCGUACAAUUUAAAUUUUUAAAAAUUAGAUAACAUUGUCGGUGGUUCUUUGGUAAAGGAACGAAAAUCCAAUAGAAGAACAAACCGUUCAGUUUUUGUUGGAUUGCCGAAAAGAGUUCCCAAACCGAUGAAGGAUGAAUCUAGAGCUAGAAAGGGAGAGCAAGAACGUACAAAUGGCACAAAUACUGGAAUGAUUGAAUCCCUCAUUCAGACAAAAGAAAAUGAUUCUAUUGAUGGCGUUUAUGCUUUCCCUCAAGGUAACAAAACCAGCGAUGCUAAAACUACACAUUGAAACGAGGUUCAGAACAUCUUUUCUCGACUGUGUUUCUAACUUAAAACUUGAUUCGAGUAAUUCUUGUGUCAAAAAUGUCGACAGAACUACCUGCUUCAAACAAGUAGGACCUUGGCAAUAUAAUAAAGAAAAUGUUUUCAGACUUGAAUGUAAUUCAAAUGUUCCUUCACGUCUUACUAAACUGUCAGAUGAAAGUAAAUACUUAUAUGCAAAUACUUAUGGGUCGGUCAUUCAAAGCUGGAUUAGCGCUAACCCUGGGUUAACAUUUAACCUGCGGUUUUGGUUUGGGUACAUCUGCACUUCUCUUUAUUUCAAAAUAUUGGAAAAUAGAACUUCUAUUGAUUCAGACAAGAAUUGUGGUAAAAUAUUUCCAUGUUUUUAUAUACAACUGUUUGGAAGUUUGCUUUGAAAUUUUCGUUAACCUUGGAUUAACCUGCUUUCGAACAACCCGUCCCAAUAAUGUUAAGUUAGAUUAUUGUGCCUCAAAGAAAAUUGUUAAUCAGUAGAAGUCUUGAAAGUCCUGGUAUUAAUUUCCUUAACCCUCCGGGCCAACCGUAGUGAUUUUGAUUAAAAUUACUGAAUAAAGUGAAUUAUUUACGGCAAAUCCGUGCCAUUUUCAUAGAUGUUUGAAAUUUCUGAAGUCUUUGAAUUUACUAAAAAAGGGCCUUGAGAGUCCUGGAAAAGUCCUUGAAUUUCACCUUCAACAAAGGGUGGACACCCUGCACUAAAUUAUCUGUAUGGGUUUGAUCAUAAUCGUCACACUCUUUCUCAUAAUCUUUCAGAUCCUCCAGUUGACCGACAUAUUGAAGCUAAUUUGAAGCAUAAUGGUAACGCAUCAACCCAAAUUUACAGUUCUCAGGUUGGAUCUGACUUACGACAACGAAUGCCUUUAGCGAGCAUUGCUCUGAAUGCAAACAAAAACAUUCCAACAAAUUUAGAGUCUCCCCAGUAUAAGCUGCAGAAUGCUGUUCGACACGGUGCUAAUCUAGCUCAGGCUGUUCCUGAGGUUUGCCCGAAGAAGAAUAUUGAUUCCGUUGCAUAUACAUCUAAUUGGAAAAGGUUAGAAAAUGAUCUCUCUCAUAGUGAUAUCCCCAAGUUUAAUCCAUUUUGCCACUCGACACCAGCAACAGAAAAGGCUAAUGCAAUACCAACACGAAUUUCUACACAAAGUGCUCCUCAGGAAACGAAUUUCACGAUAUAUCCACUUUCCAAACCUCAAUUACAGAAACAGAAUGAGACCGCAAGUGGUGUUUAUGUUUCUACUGGUGAAGAGUCGUGCAAAGAUUCAGGUCCAAAUUUCCAAUCUGUUCAAUCCAACCAAACUUUGAGCAGCAACAAUAGCUCACACCUUGCUAUCUGUACACCAAAUAACAUUGUAAACCACCCCGAGGAUUCUGCUGAAGUAAAAACUUCCAGUACUUCAGUUAGCAAUGAUAGCAGGUUGAAAUCUGUCUCUUUGACACUACCCAAUAGUAGCAUUUCUAUGAAUUCACGUUGUGCAAAUUCAGGACAUUCACAAUUGAACAAUUCAAUAUCAGGAUUUCAAUCUGAUAUGAAAGAUGUUUCACGGAUGUCUGGAGAAAAUCAUAGUACAAUCCAAAGUAUUACAGUCAAUGGCAAAGUGUACCGCAAAUUAAACAUUAUUGGAAGAGGAGGAUCCAGUGAGGUAAGAGAGGGACUAUGUUUAUCACUCUACUUUCUUUACUGAGUGAUCCUUAUAAAGGGUAUUGUCUAAUAGAUUUAAGUGUGUUUAAGACCUGUUUUAUACGUCGAAUUUUGGUCGCGUCGAAUGCAGUUAAGACAAUAGAUAAUGAGAUGAUAAACCCAUUUGACCCAACCGAAAUUCGACGUAUAAAACAGGCCUAAAAUUAAAAUCGAUUUUCUACUAGCGAUUUUUUUCGCGCGAAGCGACCUUUUUCCUUUGUCGGCAACCAUUUUGCCACGUCUUGCUGACGUAAUAAGUGAUACUGACAAAGGAAAAAGGUCGCUUCGCGCGAGAAAAUUCGCUAGUGGAAAACCGGCUUAAAAGUAAUUUUACAAUUUGUUUUGAAAGUGUAAGAUAGUGGCUGGCCGGUCAGCCACUGAGUGAUCUUACGCUAAACAAGGAUGUAAAUUGUAAAGAUGAUGACAUCGGGUCGAGCACUUUGACGAUUCGUAGUUGGCCUACUUGAUUUUCGGAAACUUUCGUUCAUGCAUUAGGCUGCCAUUUAUAUAAAAAUCUCAGCGAAGGGCGAAUUUAGUGAAAAACCCGACGAUUUGGCAGAAAUGCUCGAAGGAAUUUUUCGGAAAGUGGACUGCUUAAAUGUUUACGGUCGGAAACGUUGGCGUCAAACAAUACAUGCAUUCCUGCCAUUAUUUAUCAUUGUUUACCAGAAAUUUCUUUUUAUGAUUUGAUGUCGAAGCUAUUUCCGAUUUUUUGUUGAGUAAAAUUUGUUUGUUUUUUUCUUCAAAAUACAGAGUUUAUUUAUAUAGCAUUACGUUUCGUUUUCGUGGUUCUUGUAUAAGCGAAUUUGUGUGAAUUACAGGUAUACUACGAAAACCAAUAUUUUUUAAUCUUGUUUAGGUAUACACAGUAUUUGAUUCCGACUACGCUCAGUACGCCCUGAAAUAUGUGGACAUAAAACAUGCUGAUGCUUCCGCAGUCGAAAGUUACGUCAAUGAAAUUACCUUACUGAAGAGAUUGCAGGGGCACGAAAGUAUUAUUAAAUUAUGUGAUUGG
Molecule: messenger RNA, 21937 nt
Organism: Paramuricea clavata
Lineage: Eukaryota; Metazoa; Cnidaria; Anthozoa; Malacalcyonacea; Plexauridae
Source: the annotation of a GenBank genome assembly